Messenger RNA from Exaiptasia diaphana, 603 nucleotides. RefSeq lists its product as uncharacterized. The transcript has a single exon. The record is from RefSeq and is a predicted model, not a curated record. Bases 1 to 603 code for a protein of 200 amino acids. Lineage: Eukaryota; Metazoa; Cnidaria; Anthozoa; Actiniaria; Aiptasiidae.
AUGGAAGAUAUUCAUGCUAAUCAGCUGAACGAAAAACUACCGUACAUGUUUGAACCCGAGCCAAUGGAUAACUCGAGAAAUGAAAUUGUAAAUUGCGAUUCUUCGAUCCAGUCGUCUUCGGAAGAUGAAGACACCGAAGAACCCUUCGAGCUUGAAAAUGCCUGGCGCCUCCAAAAUCUUAGUUGCUGUAAAAAUGGGCAAUGUACACUGUCAACCAAAGUUAUUGAAUGUUUUUGCUGUCAUGAAAAAGCAGUAGAGUAUGACGAGUACGAUGGUUUGGUGUCCGAARUUGAAGCACAAGGCGAACUUUACAUAACAGCUCAUUCCGACUUCAAGAACAAUAUGCUUUCUGAAUCUGUUCUUAAAGUAGAUAUUUGCCGCUACUUGGAAGACAAUUGGCCUGUUGGCGAUGAAGAUAUCGAGAAAAUUCAUAACCUGUAUCGUCUUAUUUCAUAUCAACGGUGCUCAAGAUGGAUUUUCCAAAUUCUUGGCAAAAAAGUACGACGUCCAUUUCCAGCGUGUGUUUACUCCAAAAUCCGGGGAGUAUUUGAAUCGCCAGAUGGAUUGUAUACACACUUCAAAUAUGCUAAGAGCAAUAGGUAA